AUAUGUUAAUAUAUUAAUAUAUCAUGUGAUCAAAGUUUAGUGUGGUGAUGGGUUUGCAGGGGAAAAUGAAUGCAUUUUCACAAGUUCCACCAGGCUUUCGCUUCCAUCCCACUGAUGAAGAACUUGUGGCCUAUUACCUGAGGAAGAAAAUUACAUCAAGAAGGAUUGACCUAGAUGUAAUUAGAGAUGUUGAUCUCUAUAAAAUUGAGCCAUGGGAUCUUCAAGAGCUAUGCAGAAUAGGGACAGAAGAGCAAAAUGAAUGGUAUUUCUUUAGUCAUAAGGAUAAGAAGUAUCCAACUGGAACUCGCACAAAUAGAGCCACUGCAGCUGGGUUUUGGAAAGCAACCGGUAGAGACAAGGCUAUUUACUCUAAGCAUGACUUGAUUGGCAUGAGGAAGACCUUAGUGUUUUAUAAAGGUCGAGCCCCAAAUGGACAAAAGUCAGACUGGAUCAUGCAUGAGUAUCGCCUAGAAACAGACGAAAACGGGACUCCGCAGGAAGAAGGAUGGGUUGUGUGUAGGGUAUUCAAGAAGAGAAUACCAGCUAUUAGCAAAGUCAGUCAGUAUGAGUCUCCUUGUUGGUACGAUGACCAAGUCUCUUUCACUCCAGAUCUUGCUUCACCAAUGCAAAAUAUGGCUUACCACCACCUUCCCUAUUCCUGCAAGAAAGAGCUUGAUUUGCAGUACCAAGCCCCAAAUGAGCAUUACCUCCAGCUACCACUUCUAGACAGCCCAAAACUACUCCACCCACCCGUCGAAGCAUUUGGCCUAGACAUCAACAAUGCAAGCACUCUACAGGAAACUCAUGAGCAACACUUGCAGACACUCUAUGCUAACACCAAUAACGAGCAUGCGGCGGAUCAAGUCACUGAUUGGCGCAUCCUUGACAAGUUUGUGGCUUCUCAACUCAGUCAAGAAGAAGUUGCCAAGCAAAAUAACUAUUCAAGUGCUUCAGCUAAGAAUGUCUUCCACUCGUCGCAGCACGCAAAUUUGCUCAUCAGACAUUUAAACAAACAAGAAAUGGCACCGGAGAAUGCAUCAACAUCCAAUCGUCACACUGAUCUGUGGAAGUGACUGGUCCUUUAAUUAUUUGACAGUAUAUAUUACUAAUCAUAGCAUAUUCAGUUUCAAAGGGAAAAAGGAAAAAGGGGAAGGGAAGGGAAGUUAUUAUUUAAUUUUCUGUACAUAUCAAAACUGUAUAACAAUUGCUAGCUCUUCCCUUCCCUGGUGGUAUUAAAUUAAUAACAUGAUUAGUCAGGGGGAAAAAGUUGUUUCUAUCAAGAAGAAAAAUUGGUAUAGGUAGCAAGACGGAGUAUUACAGUGAGGAAUGAGUUGUUUAAUUAUGGCCUAUGGAUUAAGUAUAUAACAGCCCCAGACACAUAUAUUAUUGUUUAUUGAUCGACCCGACAGGUGAUAAGAUAUUUAUACUUGUCAAUGAAUAGUAGCGUUAAUCAGAAAAA
Molecule: messenger RNA, 1459 nt
Organism: Gossypium arboreum
Lineage: Eukaryota; Viridiplantae; Streptophyta; Magnoliopsida; Malvales; Malvaceae
Product: NAC domain-containing protein 7-like
Exons: 2
Coding region: 48-1073 (341 amino acids)
Biological process (GO): regulation of DNA-templated transcription
Molecular function (GO): DNA binding
Source: RefSeq, a predicted model, not a curated record